GGAACAGAACCGAAGAAGAGGUAGCUGCUGCAAAGCCACCUCCGCGUCGGAGGAAAAAAGAACUUGAAAGAAACUUGUGAAACCCCGCGAAAAAGUUAGUGCUCAAUAAAGGAAUUCCUUCCCUGCCACAGUGGCGUCGGGAAAAUUGUGAACAGUUCUCAGUGUAAUCUACGAUAUCCAUGUUAAAACUGUUUCAGUGCAAAAGACGGAAAUAAAAACUGGCAAAGUGAACAAGACUAAAAAAAAAGCAGAAGACAAACAACAUUUAUUCGACAACGAAAUAAAACGGGAAAACCUGUUUAUCAGCCACUGAAAAGCGUCCUGGCCAAGCAUCACAAUCAAAUCACAAAUCAAUAUCAUCGCAACGGUGUGUUCUACGCGUGGAAUUAAAGUGUUCGAACGGUGUUUGGGUGCAUAGGUUUUCUUGUGUGUAGGUAAGAAUCGGCGAGGGUGGUUGGCGGUUGCGUAUUUUUUUUGCAUCUACAUUUUGUGGCGUCCUCGUAAAACCGCCGCACAUCCCGAGGCACUAGGAGUGGAGUUUGUAUGUGUGUUUGUGCUUUUCGUGAGUGUAUAUGUCCGCGCGUUAAGUAGUGCGGUCCGUAUAGUGCGUGCCGAAAGUGAAAUCAAAAAUUGUGUGACCACCAAAUCAUUCGCCAUUGUGUGCACCGAAAAAGUGUUCGAGUGUUUUCGCGUGUGUAUUUUUGCGGAAGUCCUGUAGUGUUCGCGUUUUGUGCGAGAGUGUUUGGAAAAUAAUUCACUCAAGUGGUGUGCAGAAGGUGAAACUUGUCGAAUGCUUGUUGAGUAGUUGUUCGUUGCGAAAAAAAAUACUAAUCGGUGUUGAAAAAUCGAAAAAGAAAAACAGCGGCUUAGGCGUACCUUCCGAUCAAAAUUAAAGAGCUUCAAAAACGACUUCGAAGCCAAUAUCGUCCGUCGGUACCGGGAGCAGCAGCGGCAGCAGCAGCAGCAGCACGGUCAUCAACUCCAACUGCGGCAGCAACCCGACCCGGUACCGCUCAAACAGUUCUCAUGGGCCACCGUGGCGGAAAAUUGCCGCCGCGAUGUCCACACUUCACAACCACGUCAGCAACAUCAAUAACAACCUUAGCAACAUUAACAACAACAACAACAACAACAAUAACAGCAGCAACAGCAGCAGCAUCAAUCAACAGUCGUCGCCUCAGGCAGCCGGUAGUUCCUCGCCGAGUGUCACCACCGGUUCGCCGAGCCUUAACAACAACAACAGCCUUCCGCAUCAGCCCACCGGCACCGUCGGCCAUCCUUCCGACAGCUUCAGCAACAUCGUCAACAACAACAACAGCAGCAGUAGCCACACGACGACGUCCACCGCAGCGACGACGGGCGGCGGCGGCGGCAUUCUCGGCGCGCGCGAAGUCAGCAGCGCCAAGAAGUUCCUACCGUUGUUCGCGCGCUCGAUGAUGAUGUCCUCGGCGUCCUCGCAGCCGGACACAGGCAGCGCGAUGGCCUCGUCGGACGGGACCGCCAGCAGCUCCUCCGGCGGUGUGGGCCCCCCAACGGCGACGUCGGGAGCGGCGGGUGGAGCGCCGCCGGGAGCGACCGGACGCUCGUUCCCCAUUCCGGACGCGCUGAACGUGGUGCUACACGGCUACCAGCGCAAGCUGAAGACGAACAAAAAGAAGUACUUCGUCGUGUACGGCGACACGGUGGAUAAGUUCGCCCGGCUCGAGUACUUCGACAGCGAGAAGAAGUUCAAGCACGGCGACGGGGGACCCGUCGCCAAGCGGAGCAUCGUGCUGCGCAGCUGCUUCAACAUCAACAAGCGCCACGACACCAAGAAGCACAUCAUUGCGCUCUUCACCAAGGACGACUGCUUCUGCAUCCUGUUCGAGAGCGAGGACGAGAUGAACCGGUGGCUGCGGACACUGCUGAGGCUGCAGCGGGGCGAGGAGUCCGAGGGCGACCCACCCAGACCCACAUUCGAGCACGUAUGGGAUGUGUUCGUGCAGCGGAAGGGACUCGGCGACAGCUACGGCAUCCUCGGCACCUAUCGGCUCUGCAUCACCGACAAAAUCCUUUCACUGGUUCGCAUCGGACCGGAACUCACCGCCAGCCAGGAGAAGCGAGCCGACCUGGUCGAGUUCUCGCUGGCGUCCAUUCGACGAUGCGGACAUUCUCAGCGCUACUUUUACCUGGAGGUCGGCCGGAGCUCGAAAACCGGCGCCGGCGAGAUCUGGAUGGAGCUUCAGGACUCCAUCAUCGCGCAAAACAUGUACACCACCAUCAUGAAGUCCGCGAAAAGUAAGGAGGACAAUCUCGGUCCCAUGAUCCGGAUACGGUCGUCGUCGGCGAACGCCGCCUCGAAGCCAACGUCGACGCUGAUCCGGCGCCAGACGCACGCCGGCCAGAAGCCGAUGAACUGCUCACCGUCAAGCGAAGAUCAAUGCUCGCAAAACGCGGGCAGUGCACAGAAUUCCGAGUCCUCCUCGUCGGCCGCCAGCAACAACACGGUAGUGCUGGUCGGGUCGCCGCCGAAGGCUCCGCACAGCUCCGGUGCAGCACCGAAUUCGAAAGCAAGACCAGUAGCGGCAGUAGCCACUCCCAACCUGCAAACCACCAACACCACCGGCUGUGCGGACAAACUGCUCGCCACAUCCAUCACCUCCUCUGCUACUACUUCCACUACUUCUACUACUACUACUACUAUUAGUACUACCUCCACUGCUACUACUACUUCCACCGCUACUCCUACUGCUAGUACCACGGCGUCGUCGUCCCCCAUGGUCGGCAAUGGUUCCGCCGUUUCUCCGUACGCGAUCGCUACUUCCGUUACUACCACCACUACUACCACUAGCGCGGGUUACAGUGCCGCCACCAUCGUUCCCUUUGCCGGCAGCUCCGCUGUAGUCGCCCCGAUUGCGUGUGUGCGCAGCAGCAACUCCUCCCUGGCCAGCAUCGGUUCCGGCUCGCCGAUCGAUGCCUACGUUCCGCUCGUUCCCGGAGCCGGUUCCAUUUCCUCUUCCAUCGUCCAUCCGACCGCUGUUGGUGUUGUGGGUGCGGUCGGUGGAGGGUCCGUGUCGGGACGCGGCCACAUCGGUGGCUCUCCGAGGCUCGGAGUGACCGCCCAAUCGCCCAGCUACCGGAGGGCGUCGAUGAAGAGGACUCCUUCGGAGGGUGGAAAGCCAUCCACCGCCUCCUCGGGCAAGGCCGGCGACACGGGUUCCCUCCGAUGCUCGCAGCAUCAGCAGCACCCGCACCACCAUCCCCUCCACCACGGUCCGGUCGUUCCCCUGCUUCCCCCUUCCUCCGCCAACCAUCACCACCAUCACCAUCUGCACCACCACCUCCAUCACCACGGCGCACAGCAAACGUCCGCGACCCUACCGCGCUCGACCCCGCACAGCUCCUCCUCCCUCUCCCUGGCCCAUGGGCACCAGCCGCCAGUCCCGCUCGCUGCCGUCUGUACUAGCAGCAUCAGUAGUGGCAUCAGUAGCGGCAGCAGUAGCAGCACCAGCGGCAGCAACACCAUCGCCGCCGCCGCCGCCACCGCCAUUGCCACUGACAUUUCGUCCUCUUCGACCGACCAUGUUACAUCCGCAUCCUCCACAUCCGGGGUGUUCCAUCAAAGAGCUUUAUCAUUGCCAAGCGCUCCCAUGUUAGGCCAUUCUCCCCAUAGCAAUACGAAUCAUUUGAGUGCAAUCCAUGGGUCUUCCGGUAGUAGUGCCCGCUCGUCCUCCCAGAGCAGCGUCGCGGGUGGCGCCGGGAGUGGUGGAGGCGGGGGCCAGAUAGUGGCGGCGUCUAGCAGGGCGUCCACCACCACCAUCUCGACGUCGUCCGUGGCGUCGUCGCCGUUCACCGGGGCGAUCCAACCGGUUCACCAUCGAACUCGCUCGCUGCCGUUGACGGAGGAGUCGGCCAUCCGCAUUACGAGCGGUGGCGGUGGUGCAGGCGGCUGGUGGGGUGCAGGUGGUCAGUAUCAGCAUCAGCAUCACUACUACGCAGUCGGCCGGAAGUCGUCCUCGUCCUAUCUGCUCGCUCCACCAUCGUCCGGUGGUGGCGGAGCAACAGGGCACGUAUGCUCCCUACACGGCACCGCCACUCCCAACGGCUGUUCGCCGCCAAUGGCCGAGCUGGUGUGCACCUCCCCGCAGUUGCACUACGAGGAAUCGCAGCUGCUGCCGUCUCGCAGCUCCAUGGAGAGCAUCAUCGAGGACCAGCGCUACCUUCCGAUGGACCUGAAGAAACCGGCGCCGGCGGAAUCGAACCACCAUCACCACUAUGACCCGACCGCAGCCGGCACCAGCGCUCAGCUGCAGCUGAUCAGCCGGCUUCUGCGCAGCAGCAACCUGCAGUCCACCACCGCCACCGCCUCGACUCCCGCGUCCCCCGGAAAGAUGGGCCUGAUCGGGCUCAAGAUGGCCAUGAUGGCGCAAGGCCCCGCGGGAGGAGCAGGACACGGGGUGUCGUCGUCCCCCGGUAGCAGCGCAGCGGCCGCCGCCAACGGCUGUAGUUGUAGUAGUCCCUCCUCCUCACAGUGCAGUAGCAGUAGCAAUUGCGUUCACGCCAUUAGUAGCCCCAAUGUCAGUACCCAUAAGAGCACGAACGGUUCCUCACCGGCAGCACUGCGGCGCCCGAACGGUGGUGGCCGUGCUGCCAGCAGUACGAUCAGCAGGAGUGUCGCCAUAGCGCGCGAACGUUGCGACAGUCUUCCAUCGCGAAAUCGAACGACGAGCGAAACGAUGCCACACCAGCAACAGCAGCAGCAGCAGCAACACUCGCUGCUGCAUCAGUCCCAGCAGCAUCAGCUGAUGCUGAACAGUGGCGGUAUGCCACCGCCGCGCAUGAUCCCGAGCAACAACCGGCCGCACUCGAUGCACAUCAGCAGCUGCCACGGCCACAGCCCGCCCGUCAACUCGUCCCCGCUCAGCCCACCGCCCGCCACCUACUCGACCGGCUCGGACGGUUCCUCCUACAGCAUCGACGAGUCGACCGACAGCUUCAUCACCGAUCCGCCGACGCCGGACGAGGGCAAUGGCUAUAAGGUCAUUAACCACCUCAAUUCCGGCGGCUCGAUACCGGAGGAAAAUUCCGAAGAGUUCAUCAAGGACUACGGCCAUAUUGAUCUGCGACUGGGCGGCGGACUGUCCCAGCACGACGACUUCAACCACCACCACCACCACAACCACCACCAAAACAACCCCUCGAACCAUCAAACCUCCAUCAGCGCAAGACUUGGUCACAGUCAUCAUAAUUCCCUCUCGCUUCCCAUAUCGCAGGCGGGCCGACGCGGCGGCAGUCCAGCCCCGCCGUCCACGGUCGGUUCGGUCGAGGGCAGCGCGUACAUGGAGAUGUGCAGCCCGUCGGGCAGCUCGCCCGGCGACCCAUCCGGCAGCUGCUACAUGGCCAUGUCGCCGGUGGCCGACUUUUCGCGAGGACUCUGCUCGAGCUCGAGUGCGCACAGCCGAGCGUCCAGCCUCGCCGAGGACCUUGUCGAUGGGUACGUCCCGAUGAGCAUGCCCCGAACAGCGGCCCAACCGCCGACGGAGGAGUACGUCAGCAUGGAUCCGACGCAGAACGGAACGAGCAGCCGGCUCUCGAACGCCACCAGCGGCGGCGGCGGCGGUGGCAAUGGUGGGGCAGCGAGCGGUAUCGGCGGUAUGUCGUCGGCCGCGUCGAGCUGCAGCAUCACCUCCGGAACGCCCUCGACCGACCUACGGCUGUCGCUGGAGAAGGUCCCGGCGUACAUUGGCCAGAGUGACGAGGGUGAGAUGAACGAUCGGCCGUACCGGACGUACUCGGUCGGCAGCCGGCCGGAGCACAUCAAGCGCAAGCUGCGCAUCGACAUGCUCAGCUCGGCCGAGGGUGGUCUCGGUGGGGCAGGUGGCGGUGGUGGCGGUUCCGCCAGCUCCCGCCAGCGUGCCUUCUCGGUGGGCUCGCGGGCGAAGGUCCCCCGGUGCUCGGAGAUGUACAAGGGCUACUCGCAGGCGCCCGUCAUCGUGUCGUUCGUGUCGAGCAGCUCGCAGGGCAGCGUUACGGAGAGCAACAACAAUAGUGGCGGAAGCACGAGCAGCAUCCCGCACGUGGGCAGCUUUGGGGCGACGCUGGAGGCGAACCUGCCGCUGGACGAGAGUGCGGUUGGUAGGGCGGGUAGUGGGUCGCUGCUGGCCGAAUGGAGACCCCUGUUGGGCGGAUCCUCCUCGGGUGCCGGUACCGCCAGCCACGGAUCGUUUGAUCAGAUGGCCGAUCUGAUGGAGAUCGACUACUCGUCGCCCCGGACUGGGGAGGAGGCGGGCAAUAGUAGCAGUACGCCGCUGAAGAGAGCCACCACCCACGAGCUGCCCGGUGCCGUCAUUCCCGGCAUGGAAGACUACCUCGAUAUGUCCGGCAGCAGCGCCACCAGUGGAACCAACAACCUGAACAAUAACAACCAUCACCAGCACCAUCCGCAGAGUGGCAGCAAUCUGGACGAGGAGCGCGAGCGUGCGGUGGCCAGUGCCCACGCACUCGCUGGUUACGUCGAGAUGCGCCCCGGAGGUGGGGCACCCGGUGGCAGUCGUCUCAACUCGCAAUCGGAGGAGGGUGACUAUCUCAACAUGACAUCGGGUGUUGCCAACGUGCCGGGCCAGGAUGUGGUCGACGGCCCGCUCGGAGGUGGGUCCGGUUCGGCCAAGUCCACCAGCAACCCGAUACAGAUCAGCUCUCCAAAGAAGUACAACAAUGGCGCGACGGCUGCUUCGACGGCGAGCUCCUCCGGGAUGGACGGUAGCGCCGGAAAGAACAACAACUACCUCGACAUGUACCCCCGGAUGCUGGCCAAGCCAACCAGUGGCGGAGGGGCGUUGACCGCGACAAAAGUACCUUCCGAAGACUACCUAAACAUGACGCCCCUGAUGAUGAUGAGCUCGGUCGACAGUGGAAGCGAGGAAAAGAUGCUGCAGGGUGGCAACGAUGAGGAGGUCGUCGGUGCUGCUGCUGCUGCUGCUGCAACCGGUACGGCCGGAUCGAUGGACACGAGCAGUGCGCCGGACGGCUAUAUGGAGAUGUCGUUUAGUCACAACACAACCACCCAGACGGCGGGGUCGUCGAGUGCCAUGCCACCGGCCGAAGACUACAUGAACAUGUCCUUCGGUACGACGGCGACGACGCCGACGCCGUCACAGCCGGUUCCAUCGGCACCGAUCACGAUCGCGCCCGGUGCGGGAAAGUGUCGGUUGGAUCUGAGCGGCGAAUCGAAGGUGGAAGCGUCCUCCAACAUCCCCAACUAUCUGCCACUCGGCCAUCAUCACCAUAAUCACCACCAAGCGGGAAAGAGUAGUUCCGCCCAUGUGUCGGCCACGAUCGUGUCCCUGCAGCAACCGGUUCAGACCACCACCGGGCAGCAGAGCGGCUCGGUUGGCUUCAGCCCCUCGAAGGGAGUAGGAGGAGGAGGGGGUGGAGGUGUUUUGCGAGCGCGAUGUGACUCACGGGACAGCGGUAUCGUGACCCCUUCCGGCAGUCAGGCGACCAUAUUUCCCUUCAGCCCGUCAAGUCCCACCAAACCGUUCCCGGCAAACGUGGUGGAAGCGCCGAAGCAACCACCACCGGGAGCCGCUGGUAUGGAAACGCUCGAGGAUCUAAGUCAAAACUAUGCCGAGCUCAGCCUCGGCCGGCAGCAGUCCCUUCCGGGUCCUUCCGGUGAAGCGUCGGUGAGGAAACUUUCCACCGGAAGUCGCGGCUCGGGAACGUUCCCGCGAUCGGGAGCGCUCGCCAGUCCCGGUGUGGUUCAGCCGGACUAUGUAAACUUCUGCCCCGUUGGACCGGUCACACCGGAGACGGUGGUUCCGGUGCCACAACCGACGGUCCGCAAUCGCAUCGACGACGAUGGGGCGGGCGACUAUGCGCUUAUGAACCCGGCCAGCGCACGGAAGCAGUCAACGACCUCGAUGGGUGGCAGCGGUGCUGGUGCCGGAACGACCUCUCCGACGGGCUCCGUGGCGGGUGGCGCGUCCAGCAGUAGCCCUCCGGUGUUGGUGGCGAAGAAAUCCACCUUCCUCUCGAACCCGCAGAUGGGUUUCAAACCGAUCGCAUCGUCGCAGGACGCGGAACUACUGGGGCAGGGUGUACCGGCCGCCACGACGAAGGUGCUCAACUGCACCGCCAGCUCGCCGAAGGCUCACUUUGCCCGCCGCUUGGACGGUGUUACGACGGCGUUCUCCUUCGAGCAGUCGGCAUCGGCGUCGCCACAGCCUCCCCUGCAGCGUAGCCUUUCUGGUACGCGACCCAACAGUGUCAACAGUGAGCUGAUCGGCGGCCGGGGGGCCAUCGCAAUGCUCGCCGGUGGCACCAGCAGCAGCGGUACGCCCACUUCCUCCGCACCCGGUACCUCACGGCCUAAUUCGGCUAACAGUGAACGGUUGCCGAUCAUAUCAGCUACCUCAUCGUCCGCCUCGUCCACGUCGACGCUGUGUGAGAGCAAAAACCAAAGCCCUUCCGCGUCGUGCACGGCCAUCGCGGUGGUGGCCGAAUCGCGGCCCGACUCGGUCAGCUCCGUCACCGAUCCGCACAUCAUCUCCCGCCCGCCCUCGGUCAGCUCCGAGCGGGAACUACACUACGCCAGCCUUGACCUACCGCCCUGCAGCAGCAAAACGGUUCUUCCGGGGGCGGUGGCUAUCGGGCCAGCACCAACGCUGGCUUCCUCCGCGUCGAACAGUGUACAGAAGAUGGACGUCGACGAACCGAUGCCCGGUUCGAACGAAGCACGCUACUCGUUCGAAGCAAUGCCGUCCACCCCAAGCCCUAGUCCCGGAUGUACCUCGCAGCAGCAGCAGCAGCAGCAGCAGCAAACGGUUCGCUGCGGCGGUGCCUUCACCUACGCCCAGAUCGACUUCGUACGAUCACAAGCCCCCAAGCAGCAACAGCAACCGGUAACCGGUGGCCCCGGUUCCGCAGCGUCGGCCGGUAGUGGUGCCGGUAGCACCGGCGCUAGCCCCCAAUCGUCCCAAGCGUAAACGGAGAAAGGCGGCGGGCGGUCGCCUCUCCUAGUUUUUAUUUAUUUAGAGUAUAAGCGACACCAAUUUUCUUAUUCCGCCGCGCGCGGUGAAAGGGUGCGAGGAUUUAUGCAUGAUUCGACCAUGUAAAUACAAAAACAAAAACCCUUACAAGAUGAAAAAAAACAAGCUGAAAAAUGAUUAACUAAUUUGCAACAAACCUGUAAAACAUACAAGGGAACGAAUAACGAAGACAGACCAUAGGAAAAAUGUACCGAAAACUGCCAAUAUCGAAGGAAAAUUUAGCAACUUGAUUUAACACAGAAGAAAUACAUAUAAAAUAUGAUAUAUACACAAAAUCCAGAGUAAGGAAAAAAAAGUAAAGUGAUGAAGAGGAGAAAAAAAACAUAUACACAAAACCCGUGAGGGAUGGAAGAAACCCCGAUAAAGAAGAGGAAAAGGAGAGUAAAUUAGAAAAAUAUUAAAGAACACAACAAAAAAAAUCUCUUCAGUCAAUAUUGAUUACGACAGCCAGUGGAGUCAGCAUAAGAGGGGGGGAGGGAGGGUAAGUUGAUGAGAAAGCGAACAACAAUAGAAAUCUUUUGACACUGUAUGACAGUGUCAUAGACCACCUCAAUCCACCUGCGAGCCAUCUGGCGUUUGAAGUGGGCGUGUACGGCACGGCAAGGGCAAGGAAUGGCCGCCAAACAACCUGAUCCGAGAUCUGGCGACCUGAAACCUCAGAAACAGACUUGCAUUAUAGUUCGAUGCUGCUAGUACCGUUUAAGAUAUGAUCACACACACACACACUUCCAAGAUACUGAAAAGUUAUGCAAAAUAGCAAUGGUGGAAGAGAAAUUACGCAAAAAGAGGGUACCUGCGUUUGAAGAGGGGGUAAGGUGUUAGGGCGCAAAGUUGAACACUUUAUACACAGACUUGGGGAAAUCACUAGAAAGCAAAAAAAAGAAAAGCAAAAAGAAAAGAAAAAACAAAAAAAGAAACAGAAAAAAUCACGCAAGACAACAGUUAACCAGUGCUAGAGGGUGGAGAGCAGUUGAUGCAAAACGAAGGAAAAACAGAACGAAAAACACAAACGCCGAAGUAGUAGAAUGCCAAUCAAUGGAUUGGAUGUUUUGUAAUGUACGGUUGCAUCUCCUAAAGGAACCUAUUACUAUUAUAACUGCUUAUAAUACCAUACUACCGUUCGAGAGAUGGUGCACGGUUAUACCGCACUUUCUCUCCCACACUCUCUCUCUCUCUCACUCUCACUUUUACUCUCUCUCUCUUUCUCUCUCUCACUCUCACUCUCUGUUACCAUUGGAGGCCUCUUCUUUUUGUUACACUGUAGAAACAAAAAACGAACGAGUGAACCGUAAGUGUGUGUGUCUGUAAACGGGAGGUACGUGGAAGUGGUAGAGGAAAGCAGAUAAAAUGUUUAAGAAAGUAGUAAGAGUAAAUAAUGAACCUAGAAGUUAGAAGACUAGUAGUUAGAUAAGAUGACAGAUGACAAAACAACACAAACAGACAGACACUCAACGUAAAAUCAACGGAUUUUUAUCCUCGCCAGAAGAAGCAAAGGAGAGAAGAAGAAGGAGAAGAAGAGAAAAAAAAGUAGAACAGAGCCAAAGGCAAAGCUGCCACAACUCUGGGUUUUGUAAGCCAUAUUUUUUGCUACGACACGUUGGCAAUGCGGAGGUGCCAAGCAAACAAAAAAACAAACAAACAGAAGAAAAAAACCCGAUAAAACGCGUUGUCGCAAAUUUGCGUACCUCCUCGGACUCGUCCUCGUAGAAAGUUCCCAACUUUUUUGCUGGAACACGCACGGGAAGACGCACGCACAAUUCUGCACGCGGGCCGCCGCACGGUGGUGUGGUGGGGACGCGAGCCGAGAAGGGAAGAAUUGAGAUAUGUGUACCAGCGUGUGGUUAGAGAACUCUUUUUAGAAAGUAGUAAAAUAUAUACGUUUAAGCUAUCAGCAACUGUAAACAGUUAGAUGUAGGGUCAUCGUAAGUGAAGAGUAACAUAACACACGCCCGCGGCCCCAAACGUGUUUAUGGUUAAGAGAAGUAAGCAUAAAUUUCAAAAAAAAAAAGAAAAGAUGCAGAAACAUAGUUGCUAAAAGAUGGGAGAGAUGAGAAAACUCGCAAACUUACGCUCUUAAGGAGAGGAAAGAAAAAAAAACAUUUAUUCCAUAUAAAAAUAACGAAGAAAAGAAGAGAAACAGAAAACUAAAACAACAUUAAAUACAUCCAACCCUUCCGCGUUCCAUGUAAAAAAAGAGAGCAGGCUGAGGAAGUUUAAAAAAAAACGGUCGAAUGGUUAGAAGUAAUCAAACUAGGGCUUAAGGAAAAAUUAUAUAAGAAAAAGAAAAAAAGAUGGCAAUAGAAAAUAAGAUAGGGUAAGUGCAGCGCUAUAACUAAACGAAAAACUAGAAAGAAAAAAAAGAAGAAGAACAAGAAGAAGGAACGCAUCUACAGAUGAAUGCAUCGGUAAGAAAGCGCAUACUUACACAAUAAACACAACUCAACACAAAAACCCAUAUAGCUGAUAAGCGUGCGCUGAAAGGCCCCGAAGGAGAAGGAAGGAGAUGAAGGAGAAGGACAGCAGGAGAAUGAAAAUGUAAAAUGCCAAAAUAAGCUUUACUUGAACGUUAUUUUCCUACUUAGUUUUACGGUAUAUAAAGAAAAUUGCGACUCACAAAAAAAACACUAUAUAAGUUACAAACCGAUUGCUGGUUUUCUGUUCGUUCCUCUUAAAUAUAUACAAAUAUCUUACAUGUGUAAAAAAAACAAAGAAAAACGAAUUGAUAUAUAAAACAAAGUCGAUAUAUUUUUUCCAUACUUAACAAACAAAAAAAAAAAAACAGAGGAUGGCUUGAGCCGUAUAGUGAAAAAAAGGAAUAUUAGAAAAGCGGCGGAGGAAGAGAAAGAUUACUCAAUAUACCAUAGAAUUGGUUGAUGCAAACACUGCGAAAAGUGCGAGCAACAGCUGAGUUGCUGUUUCUUUGUUCUUUUGUUUUGUGUUGUUGUUUUUAUCUCUACCCUUUCGAUGCUGCUGCAGGCUUUUCUUCGACGAACAAUGACACUUCUUCCCCGACAAGAAGGCGAACCGUUUGUGGACAAGAAUGAAUCAGUAGAAAAGGAUAGGAAAAAAAAACUAAAGCGGGCUACCUGUGUACCAUCGGUUAAAUUAAAUGAUCAACGAAACACACGCGUGUUGCGGUUUGUGGGAGGACAUUUUGGGAAAAUUGAAAAAAAUAGUAAAACAAAAAAAACACGAGGCAAAAAUAUCCUCUAGUGAACGAGUGAACGAGCAAACACAGAUGAGAACAUACCUAAAAAGACUUUAUUUUUGGUUCUCGGUAUUGGUAUGCGGUAGGAGGGACGGUUUAGAAGAGUGUAAAAAUUAAGAAAUUAUCACGGCAGCAAAACACACACAUACACAAUCCAACUGUAUUUAGUGCAGUGCGCUUAUCAGAACUCUAGGGCACUAAAAGAAGAAGAGUUAGAUAGAAGGGUUAAAUGAUAGCAAAAAUCCUUGUAAAGCUGCGGGUUUUUGCUUGUGUAAUCAUAUUACUAUUGAGCGAAGAAUUGAACGGAAAACAAAAACACACAAAACAAGAAACACAAUGAAGAUCACUAGCCGAACAGUAAAAUGUGAGAACGAAUGCUGCCGAGCGAAAAAACAGGAGGAAAAGUUUGAAAAAAAAACACAAAAACUAAACAAUGAUGAACAAAAAUGAAACUACAUUGCAACGCGAACUAGAACACACUAGAGAACUUUAUAUUUUUACAGAGAAUAAUGGAGCAACUCCAAGAAAUUUAGACAGCAGAGCAACUAGGCAAAGUGACAGAAACAGAGCGCACAGACACAUACAGACACACCCACACACAUACAGAGUUGUAGGGCAGUGUAUGCAGCUAUAGAUAGCAUGGUUUAUCGAAACAUUCGGAGGGAAAAACGAACGCGAGCGAGUACUACUGCUAAAUAAUAUUACUAUUACUACACUACACUUAAUAACUACUAUUUACUACUUACUAUUGCAACUGCAACUGCAACCCGGCAACAACUCGGUGCAAAACCGGACGCUACUCAAGACAACUUACUGUUUGUGUAAGUGUGUGCGUGUGUGUGUAUAUGUAUGCGUGCCUGUUUGUGCGUGUGUAUACAUCAAGGAAACCUUGUUGAAGGAAGUUUUGGUUGGUUUUAUCCUUCCCGAAACACUGUUAUUUGUUUUUUGAAAGGCUUUUCAAUACGUUGGCCUAAAUUAAUUUACUUCGUUGGGUUUAUUUUUCCGCCUUUCAUUUGUUUCGUUCGUGUUGAGCUUCUAUUAGAGUUUCAUUAUUUUAUUUACUAUCUACUUUUUUGUGGGUUUUUUUUCAGGGUUUGUUAUACAUUCGUUUUGAUGUUAUUGAUUAGAGCAAACUUUUGAGACCGUUUUUUUAAGAUAUCAAAGCAUAAGAUUAAACGAAAUGUGCGGAAUUGACCACGGAGGGCACACUGGAAUGGUGAACAAUAUCAGAACCAAUCCACACAUCCACACACACAUUCACACACACCCAGCAAGAAUAGCCCAACAAAAUUUUGCCCAAACAGGAAGUCAGUCAGUCGGAUUGAUAUUAUUGUUUGCUCAUGCUAUGUUAUAGCGAAACCUGAGAAUGAUCUUAGUGCUAGAAACUCGCGAUGUGUUUUCUUAAUUUUGCACUUUUCAUUUCAAAUGUAGUGCUGGUGAGUGAAAUUGUUUGAAAAUUUUAUACUUUCCUCCACUCGCUCGGAGGUUGUUCACACAAUGCUUUGAAACUUUGCAAGGAAGAACUUUCAUUUUUUACUUUUUUGUUAUGCUUUAUUGUUGUUGUACAGCUUAUUUUUCUUCAAUCUGCUUCCCAUUAAGUACACAAAGGGUUGUAGUUUGUUUACUUACAAACAUUGCUAAAUCGUUAAGGAUUUGUUUAACCCAUGUAUACCGUUUGGUAAUUUCCACUCAUCCAAAACUACCUGCCACCAACUGUGUGUAUAAAACCACUGCCACGACAACAGACUCGGUUUUUCCAAUGUGUGUGUGUGUGUUUUUUUCUUUUUACCGAAACAAACGACAGGAUAACGAUCCGUGGAAUAGUUUCACAAAUUUUGAGUGUGAUUUUAUCAUACUUUAUGUUUUUGUUUUCCAACAUAUAGCAAGAAAUUCUAGCAAAACUUGAAACACUAUAGCGCAAUCCACGUAUUGUCGUAGACAUCGAUGAUGAACAACAUCGCAAACAAAAAACGAGAACUAACUAACUAAAUGGUCAAAAUUUUGUAACCUGUUUUCUUUUUAUUUGGAGGGGAAAAGUGAAGGGAAGUCCUCUAGAAGUGCUAGCUUGAGUUGAGUUAUGAACCCUCAUGCGUGUAUGCCAUGACCGCCGACCGAAAAGAAUCAUUACAAAAAAAAAACAGAACAUGUAACGAAAAGAGAUCAUUACUUAGUAAAAUUUGGAAACG
Messenger RNA from Anopheles coustani, 14420 nucleotides. RefSeq names its product pneumococcal serine-rich repeat protein (gene chico). Gene Ontology annotation, biological process: insulin receptor signaling pathway. Lineage: Eukaryota; Metazoa; Arthropoda; Insecta; Diptera; Culicidae. Gene Ontology annotation, molecular function: insulin receptor binding; phosphatidylinositol 3-kinase binding. The record is from RefSeq and is a predicted model, not a curated record. Gene Ontology annotation, cellular component: plasma membrane; cytosol. The coding region runs from base 1059 to 8963 and encodes 2634 amino acids. The transcript is spliced from 14 exons.